Molecule: messenger RNA, 1960 nt
Organism: Halichondria panicea
Lineage: Eukaryota; Metazoa; Porifera; Demospongiae; Suberitida; Halichondriidae
Product: TNF receptor-associated factor 4-like
Exons: 1
Coding region: 806-1903 (365 amino acids)
Biological process (GO): protein K63-linked ubiquitination; regulation of apoptotic process; tumor necrosis factor-mediated signaling pathway
Molecular function (GO): protein binding; zinc ion binding
Source: RefSeq, a predicted model, not a curated record
UGUUUGUAACUAUCCACAUAUAUAGACGUACACAAUAUCAGAGAUGUCUGUAUACACACAACACAUUAAUUCCAAGCUAAGCGAGGCUUUAAUCUCACGGUCACAUUGAGAUUUUGGCCAGAUCAUUCGCAACGUAUCUUUCUGGGCUUGGAUUAACGGAAUUCAAGUUAGUACUCUUUACGGGAAAUUGUACUCACGUGUCGUAUAGGUAUAAUUAGUAUUAACGGACAUUAUAAAUAGUAGGACAAAGCAUUCCUAAAGCCACCCACACACCACACUAAGCCAUUGUCUAGUCACAUGAUGUUUGUUUAUUGUGUUUGUCUAAAAUUUUGUUUGUCUAUAUUAAUGGUCUAAGUAGCUGUAUACAGUUAGUUUGUUAGUUUGGAACUAAACAUGUUUGGCCAGUUUUCUAGCCCAUCACUGAAUGAAGGAAGUUAUGACUACAAGUUCAUAAAAGAACCUGCAGACUCUCUCAAGUGUCUCAUCUGUCUGCUAGUAGUUAGGGAGCCACAACAACAUGGCGGCUGUGGGAAGCUAUUCUGUAAAGUGUGUAUUGACAAGCACACAGUCCUAAAAAAUACCUGUUCACAUUGCAGGCAGCCAUUAAAUAACUCAAAUGGCUUUCCAACCAUCUUCAAUGAUUUCAGAAGUAAGUGGUAUAUAGAUCAAAGCUUUCCCAGUGUAAAUUAUGAAUAGUGUGUUAAAACAAUAAAUUAUAUACAUAUACCUGUACCUGCAUGCAUGCAUACAUCACCCCUAUAACCGUAUACAAACACAUGCAGGUGAUCAAGAGGUCAAGUCUCUAAUGGUGUACUGCAGCACUGCUUGCGGUUGGAAAGGAGAGCUGGGAUCACUCGAUAAUCACAAGCAGAAAGACUGUGAGAACACAGUAGUCUUUUGCGAAAACAAUUGUGGUGAAAUAAAUAUGAUUCGAAAGAAUCUCAAGGCCCAUCUCGAGUCCAAGUGUCCUAAUCGACUACACAAAUGCCCUCACUGUGGUGCAAACAACCAGUACAAAAACCACCAACUUCAUACCAAAUUACAUUGCCCCAAACGAUUGCAUUGUUGUGUUCAUUGUGGUGAAAACGGCUGCUUUGAUGAGCGUACUUCUACACAUUUGGAGGUUUGUCCCAAGAUGAAAAUUGCGUGUAAAAAGUGCACACAACGUAUCCUGCGCUGCCAGCUGCCAACUCAUCCAAAACAAUGUACGUUUGAACCAGUGCCCUGUAAAUAUGCUGAAGUUGGGUGCAACGUUCGGCCUCUACGCAGAGACCUCAAGAAGCACGAAGAAAAUUACCAACUUCACCUUCGAGUUACCACAGAAACAGUACUCGAGCUAAAGAAAAUGCUUUCCAAACCAGUUGUCCCAGUUACAGUUGCCCCAGUUACAUACAAAGUUGCAGAUUUUGCUAAGCGCAAAACAGACAAUGAUGUAAUCUACAGUCCUUCGUUCUACACUUCCACAAAUGGGUACAAAAUGUGCUUAAGAAUAAAUGCCAACGGUAUUGGCACUGGCGAAGGCACACAUGUCUCUGUGUUUACUUGCCUCAUGGCAGGAGAAUAUGAUGACUACCUGACCUGGCCGUUCACUGGGAGGGUAACAAUCGAGCUACUCAACCAACGGGAGGACAAGAACCAUCACAAGAAGACAACCACAUUCCCAGCACACGAUGUGGCCAGUCAGAGAGUGGUGGAUGGUGAGAGAGGGUUAGGAGGUGGACGGACUAAGUUCAUCUCCCACGCUGACCUCGCUCACAAGCCUCUUACAAACACUCAGUACCUCAAAGACGACACUCUAAUAUUUCGUGUAUCUGCAGAAGCCCCUAACUACAAACCAUGGCUGGAGUGUAUCGAGUGUGUGACAUUAUUACAUAGGACAGCUAAAGUUUCAACUAUAGUGUGAUAACGUGAUAUUUCCUAUGUUGACCUACGUGUACAAUAUAUAUUGUGUCAAAACCAG